Oppiella nova is the source of this 883-nucleotide messenger RNA. The record is from the annotation of a GenBank genome assembly. NCBI's taxonomy places the organism in Eukaryota, Metazoa, Arthropoda, Arachnida, Sarcoptiformes, Oppiidae.
UUAUUUUAAUUACAUUAUCAUGUUCAAUUUAUUUGAGCAAUGGCGAGUGGGUACUGGAGUGGCAGGAUGAGUUUGAUGGUAAUACCGUAAACCUGGAUAACUGGGAGUAUUCCGAUAUGUGCGAGGGCAAAACUCCAUCUCAACCAUGGGGUAACCACGAACUCCAGUGUUACGCCAAUGACAAAAAUAACGUGCGCGUGGAAAAGGGUAACCUCGUACUGACGGCUACGCCACUGAACACCCCUCAACGGGAGCACAACUAUACAUCGGGCAAACUGAUCGGCAAAAAGGGGUUUACUUACGGCAAGUUUGAGAUGAGGGGUCGGGUGCCCAAAGGCAAACACCUGUGGCCGGCCUUCUGGAUGCUGCCCAAGGACUUCGUGUACGGCUCGACGUUUGCCGCCUCCGGUGAGAUCGAUAUCAUGGAACUCAGGGGCGACGAACCCGGAAAAAUAGAGUCAACCAUUCAUUACGGCGGAACGAAACCGAACUUCAAAUCCAGUGGCGGAUACGUCGGUGACUUUUACCGUUCGUUCGCCGAUGACUUUCACACAUUCGGAUGCAUUUGGAGUAAUACGUCGAUUGACUUCUACGUCGACGACCUGGUGUUUCAUAGGGAGCGCAUCGAUCGCAGUAUGUACUCCGGGUCGGGACCCAACCCGUACACCAAAAACGGACAGCCCUUCGACAAGGACUUCCAGAUUAACCUGAAUCUGGCGGUCGGGGGAGCUUUCUUUGAACCCCCGGAGAUUACGGAGGCCGACGCCCGCAAAUGGCCUCAACCCUCGUAUGUCAUCGAUUACGUCAGGGUUUAUAAACAGAAAAAUUAAUUUAACACGUUAUUUAUGAAUGGGUUUAAUUAAUAUUGUUUAUUAUUGUGGAU